GAUUCAAGCUCAAUAGAUGUCUUGUAUCCAGAUCCAUCAGAUUCAUAUACCGGUGGGCUUUUCCCAGGUUCCGGCUCUUUUGACUGGAGUUCCCCAGAUAGUAGUGGAGAGGGGAGAAACCAUGAAGGAGGGCAAGAGAACAGCGUGGAGCGGUCUUCCCGGCCAGGGAACAGUCGCAUUCCUGGAAAAGACCACCGGCGUUACUAUCACAGUCACUGGAGGCUUGAGUAUUUGAUGGACUUCAAUGCACGUUCUCAUAGCAUGAUCUGUAUGGUUUGUGGCAGUUCCCUGGCCACCUUGAAACUCAGCACCAUCAAACGUCACAUUCAGCAGAAACACCCCUAUUCCCUCACUUGGACUCCCUGUGAAAAGGAGGUCAUCAUUGGUGGCUGGGAUGCCCAUCUAUGUGUUGAUGCUCAGACCCUUACAGGAGGCGAAGAGCAGGGGGCAGAUGGUAUUGAAGUUAAACCUGGUCCAAAAAAGAAGCGUCGUCUUCCUCUGGUAGCAAAAGGAUCAUGGCGUCCUCUGUUAGGAUCUGAGAUUGAGCUGCCUCCACCUCCGGACAGAAGCCAAAUAGAACAGUAUAUGAAUGAGUCUUUUAAACAGUGGUUACGAUUAGAGUUUUUGAUGGAUUAUGACUGUCAAGGGGACAAUCUGUACUGUAUGAUGUGUGCAACAGCUUUACCAAGUCUCAGUAUUCAUGAUAUUAAAAAUCAUAUUUUAGACAAUCAUCCCACAUCCAUUUAUUUCAACUCCCCACAGAAAGGUCUUAUUAUAGAUUCAUGGAUAAAUCGUAAGGAAGGUCCAGAAGAGAUUGUAGAUGUUGAGGAUGAAAUGGAUGAAGAUGAGGAAGAAGAUGCAGAGGUUGAUCUGACAAAAAAUGAUUUUGAUGAAGAGGAUUAUUUGGUAGAGAGAAAACAAUUACAGAUCCAGGACUGCAAAAAAAUGUGGGUAAAGAAAAUAUUAAUGGAGAAACCAAGGAAAAGGGAGAGCAAAAAAAUGUUGAGACUUUGGAAAAAGAUGGUCCCAAGCUUAGCAAAGUUCAACAGUUAGAGGACAGAAAUGUGAACCCACUGGAGGAAGAAAAGACUGGAAAAGAAAAACCCUCACAGGUAGAAGAAAGGAAUAUUGGGGAGGCAAAGCUUCAAGAUAAGGACUUCAAAUCUAAAGUGGUGAAGAAGUUGGAGGAGCAAGAAAAGGUUAUAGAGGCACAGCUUCUGGAGAAAGAGAAACAGAACAGUAAUGAGCCACAACUGUUGGAAGAGGAGAAACUUAAAGCCAGAGAAACAAAUCUCUUGGAGGAGGGGGAGAGGAAGACUAAAGAGACACAGCUGCUAGAAGAAGAGAAGCUUAAAGAGGCACAGCAGAAGGAAGAAACACCAUUGCUGGGCAAUGAGGAAUUAAAAACUAAAAAACUGCAAACACUUGAGGAAGAACAAUGUAAACCUAUAGAGGCACAGUUGGAAGAAGAAAGAGUAAAGGUGUCUAACCAUAUGGAACUAGUGAAAGCAAAAGCGGUCCAAACACAGUCAGGUGAAAACCUGUGUGUGCCAGAAAACGUGAAAAUAGAGAACCAGGAGACCGAACCAAUCGUGAAGCUUAAAGGACAAGUUCUUGCUUCAGCUCUGGAGACCACAGUUGGGAAUAUCAAAAAUGAGCAGGAGAAACAUAAUAGUCCAAAGCUGAUAGAAGAAGGGAAGAAACUCUCAGUAAUUCCAGAGAAACGUAUCAUUCAGGUGCAACAAGCGCCAGCUGUGUUGGGAAUUGGAGUUCCCCUGUUAAAAAUGGAAACUCCAGCACCUAUUAUUAUCACACGGGUCUCCGUUCUACCAGAGCAUACAGUGAUUACACCUCCAAAACCAAAGCCUUCUACCUCCACUUCUGACGCCUCAAAAAACUAUCGGGUUAUUGCUCCCAAAGUUAUUGCAGGUCCAGAAGAACUCCAAACACAAAAACCAUCAUCCUCUGGUAGCACUGAGUCUUCUCCUUGGCCUGCAGGGGUUGACCCUGCCAUUUGGGAGGUUAGUUUAUGGCAAGAUAAUAGUGGUAAUACCAUUAACAGUUUCCAGUGCAAUGCUUAUCAGAUGCGUUGGCGCUCAGAUUACUUGAUGGACUACAAUGGAUUGCGAGGAAGUGUGGUCUGCAUGUACUGUUGCUCCUCACUAACCGUACUGAAAGAUAGUAGCAUAAAAAGACAUAUUGUACAGAAGCACCCUCAUACAUCCAACUUUUCUGCUGAGCAAAAGGCAGCUGUCAUUCUUGACUGGGAAAAUAAGCUAGCUGAAGUAAAGAAACUGAUGGCAAAGCAUAACAUGGAAGGAAUUGUUCUAGGAGAUUAUGGAGUGACUCCUUCAAAAGUAUCUGAAUGUGAUGCUGUGGAGGAUGAGGAGCAGGAGCCUAGCUGGGCUGGAGCGUUGUCAGAAGGGAAAGGUGCUUCUUGGGAAUUUGCCUUUGGGAGAGUGCAAGGUAAUGUUCCGCAGGACCCACGCAAGUACCAACAUGACCGUUGGAAACUAGAGUUCCUAAUGGAUUACACCCCAAGUAAGGAUGGCUUGAUCUGUAUGGUAUGUGGAGUGACCUUAAUAAACCCAAAAAUCAGCACUGUGAAGAUGCACAUCCAGCAGAAACAUCCAGAUACCAUUUACUUGAGUGAUCAAGAGAAGGCAGUAGUGAUUGAAGAGUGGGAGCAAAGACUGAGUUCUGGCAGGAUAGGAUCAGGUCAACAAACUGGAGAUGAUGAAAUCUGUAUAGAAAUAAAAGAAGAUUCAACAACCUCUGAAACACAUGGGGCCAGUGCGGCAACUUGCACACCACGUACUGAUAUAAUUCUUCCAACCAUCUCCAAGCCUUCUAAGCCUACUGCUUCUCUACCUCCACCAUGUAAUAGUGCCAAGCGGAGCUACCAGGUUCGUUGGCGCACUGAGUUUAUGAUGGACUAUGACUGUCGUCGACAGGGCCUUAUCUGCAUGGUGUGUGGUGGUACACUGGCCACUCUGAAAGUCAGCACCAUUAAGCGCCACAUUGUCCAGGUGCACCCUUACUCUGUAGACUUCACACCUGAAGAACGUCAAAGGAUUUUGGAGGCCUACAGUGAAAUGGCCCUACAUUACAUCCAUUCAGAAGAGUGUUUCAAAGCCCAACCCCAGGAGGAAGCAAAAGGUCGUAAAAGAAAAGCAGCUGCAUUGGAGGAUGCAUGA
Staurois parvus is the source of this 3197-nucleotide messenger RNA. NCBI's taxonomy places the organism in Eukaryota, Metazoa, Chordata, Amphibia, Anura, Ranidae. The record is from the annotation of a GenBank genome assembly.